AUGGCAAACCCGCAACAAGAAGUCGACCCGCCCGACUGGAGAGGACCAGACGACCCAGACUGCCCUUACAACUGGCCGUUGUGGAAGCGCAUCUACAGCACCAGCAUUCCGGCUUUCCUCUGCGUCAAUGUGUCCUUUGCGUCUUCCGUCUAUACCUCCGGCGCCAACGACGUGUCUGAAAAGUUUGGCGUCUCGAACACGGCGUCUCUACUCGGUCUGUCUCUGUUCCUCUGGGCCCUCGGUCUCGGUGCCAUCAUUGCGGCACCCGUGAGUGAAUACUAUGGCCGCAGGAUCGUCUACCUCAGCACCGUCCCAGUCUUUGGACUAUUCAUCCUGGGCUCGGGACUGGCGCAGAACUUUACGACACUGAUUGUUUGCCGCUUCUUUGCCGGCUUCUUUGGAAGUGCCGUCGUCUCUGUUGGUGGCGGGACCAAUGCCGAUCUCUGGCCGCCUGCAUUGGCGGGAUUCGUCUAUCCCUUCUACUUUGUAUCCCCGUUCCUCGGACCGGCUUUUGGGCCUGUGAUUGGGGGCUUCCUUGCCGAAAAGAAGGGCUUUCGAUGGCUUGAAUGGGUCGUCCUCUUCAUGGUAGCCUUCAACUACCUGUAUGCCCUCCCACAAUUCGAGACCUACAAGAAGACCAUUCUCCAGAAGCGUAUGCGCGCCGAGAAGCAGUCUGAUGCGCCUCGAGCGGACGCGCCCAAGGUCGCCCUUCCCUCGAGCGCGAUCCUCCAACGCAUCAUUCUCAAGCCCUUCAAGAUGCUCUUCGCUGAGUCAAUUGUGCUCUUCAUGACUAUAUACAUGGCCUUCAACUUUGCCGUCUUUUACAGCUUCUUCGCAGCGUUCCCCUACGUCUUUGGAGGACGGUAUGGCUUUACCCCAGGUCAACAGGGUCUCACCUUCAUCUCCAUCGCGCUGGGCUGCGUCAUUGGCUUUCUAGCUGUAGUCUACAUUGACCGCAAGACAUAUCCGGCGCUGGAGGCCAAAUACGGCGUCGGUGCGGUGCCCCCGGAAUACCGCCUCUACGGCGCCAUGGUCGGCUGCGCACUCAACCCGGCCAGUCUGUUCUGGUUCGGAUGGACAGCCGAUGCGGGUGUGUACUGGCUAAGUCCGGUUAUAGCCUCCGUACCGUUUGCCGUGGGUAACAUCAUGGUUUACAGUAGCGGUGCGCUGUACAUAAUGAACUCCUAUGGCUCGUUGCACGGCGCGAGCGCUCUCAGUGCCAACAGCCUUUUGAGAUAUGCGGGCGGGGGUGCGUUCCCGCUGUUCACGGUGCAAAUGUUCUCUUCCAUGGGAAUUGGAUGGGCCAGCAGCCUGUUAGGAUUUGUCUCGGUCGUUUUGGUGCCGGUUCCAUGGGUAUUGUACAAGUACGGGAGCCGAAUCAGGGCUCAUAGUCAGUAUAUCUCGAUCAAAGAGCCGGCGUCAGGCAACCAGACUUCAUUGGAGGAGAUGACGAGCGAGGAUACGGAAAGUUGA
Messenger RNA from Colletotrichum orchidophilum, 1473 nucleotides. RefSeq names its product major facilitator superfamily transporter. Lineage: Eukaryota; Fungi; Ascomycota; Sordariomycetes; Glomerellales; Glomerellaceae. The transcript has 3 exons. Gene Ontology annotation, molecular function: spermine transmembrane transporter activity; spermidine transmembrane transporter activity. Gene Ontology annotation, cellular component: membrane. The coding region runs from base 1 to 1473 and encodes 490 amino acids. Gene Ontology annotation, biological process: spermine transport; transmembrane transport; spermidine transport. The record is from RefSeq and is a predicted model, not a curated record.